GUGCAUGGAUUUGUCGCACGUCAUCCCAAUUGACUGUCAACAUGAAAUGUGUGUCAACAAAACAUGAAGUAUCAUCUGUGAUAUCUAAGGAAGAAAAUUGUCAGUGACGUCAAAAAACAACCUGGUGUAAAAAUAUAAUGAGCAUUGAGAACUGCGUUAUCUCUCCGGGAAAGAGUGAGACUGGGCACACGCAUUGUGCCAUAACUGAUGGAAUAAUUGUCCGUCAAACAGCACUGGUGGAUCACUCUCUCCUAUCGCUAUUUCACUAAGCAUAUACCGGUGGUAUACAGAUUAAAGGGUGAUAAACACAAACAAGCCCUCAAUAUUUCAAUUUAGUUAAAACCCAGUCGCACGCGAAGUGUUAAAGGAUCGGAGCUGUUUAAGUGUUUAGGAAUCGAGUGAGACCAUGCGCGGAUAUGGAAGAUGAGUCCCCCAGAUAGCGAGGCGAUACUGUUCACUAGAGGGAAUCCAGAGAGGGGCUCCGUACCAAACAGGUAGUCCUCGGGAUAGAAGUCCAUCCGAGUCCUUUUGGAGCAGAUGUCAUAGUAAACGAGUGCUAUCGAUGCGGACUUUACCUAUCCAUUUUUCAAAAGUAGUGUAUUAACUUUCAACGUGGCUCUACAAUAAUUACAUCACAUACAUGUAUAUAAGACCGUAAUUAUCAGGAUGGCAUUAACGUGCAUAAUUAAAAGCAAUAUGGUGUUAUUACCUGAUCCUCUUACGGCGCUCAUCACUCACCACAGAGUCGAGGAGAUGCAUUACGGCCUGUAGAAGGAAGGGAUGACUUGUAAUUCGACCAUGGAGUCUGUACACGAUUACCAACUUCAGCAGAAUAUGCUGAUCACCCUGUUGUUUCUAGCCUUGUUUACGGGGUGGAGGACGUUCUAUGACCGAGUCAAACGCUCCCUUCGUCAGGUGACGGUGGUGGUAGUGGGAGGGGGGCCUGUUGGGCUGCUAGCGGCUUUCCUGGCCCUCAGAUCGGGCAGGGCCGGCAAGAUCGUAAUCUUUGAGGAAAAGGACAGGAAGAGCAUUCUGAAUGGACAAUAUCAAUUGACAUUUGAUCGACAAAGUGUGGAAUUUCUUAGAGAAUCGGGAAUAGAUUUUGACAACAUCGAGGGUUGUCGCCAUGAUAACAACUUUACAACAAAAGUUGGUGUGUUUGUGGAGUUUAUUCUGGUCAGGCUGACGACACCUGACAACAACGUCACACUGCGAUUCGGCAGUAAGUUUGACAAAGAGACAUGCAAAGAACUGGAUGGAAUUCAAGGGCGAUUACUUGUCAUAGCGUGCGACGGAAGGAAUGGACAAGCAUCGCGAUUGCUGGGAUUGGACGAAUUCUCAGAGCAGCACUCUUGUAAUGCUUACGGUGCUAUAGCCGCCAUUGAACGCACAGAGGCGCGGGAUGUUCCUACGCCAGAAAAAAGAGUCCAUAAUUUGACAUUUGAUUUAUCAGCUUAUGGAGCAUAUCAUUCUGACAAUGAUUGCUCUCCAGGGUUUAGUCUGAAGGUUUUCGGCAACAGCAAACAUCGAUUUAUAUCACUAGCCAUUUCAAAGUGCGAAUCAUCCGUGGUCAAAGCUCUCAGGACAAUUCUCGAUCGAUCGAUGAUGAGGAACAUUUUCAUGAAGUGCUUCAACCUUUAUAAAAUGGGGUAUGAGCAGUCGCUGAGCGAGUCUUACGCAUUGAACCACAUGAAGUUCAGUCCUCGUCUGUUUGAGAUCAAACUGUCCCAGAGGUGUGAGACGGUGGCCUACUUCCACGACUGUGAUACAUUUGUGUUGGCGGAGGGGGAGGCGGCUCUCUCCUUUAACUUCCACACAGGGCUUGACAUCAAUCCGGCCAUACGCGGCCUAAUGUCUCUAUCAAAGUUCAUAGAAAUGAUCACCUUAGCCGAAUCGGAACAUUCCAUAUCGAACGCACUCCUCUUCAAGAUGAAGCACAAUGAGUUUGUUUGUAAAGACCUUAUACGCAACGGACUGCGGGAAUACAUGUUUUCGUGAAGAGUUCCCAUCUCUUGGCCUCAUCCCACCCUUCCCGACAAGCUGUAGCGGAAGCAGUAUUUAUAGAUACACCAGCAUCCGAUCCACGUGACGGAUUAAGGACGGUAGCCGUCUGACUGAAGGGAACCAGUCAAAUAGUACAUUCCUGAGAACUAGUCAGAGGAUCAGAAUAUUUAUUGUAAACCUAUUUGUUGUCAUGAUUUAUUUACAAAAUUAUUCUAACAGAGCUACUAGAUAUUUUUAUUACGAAAAAAAAAUAAAUUAUAAAAAAAAUUCGUUAA
This is a messenger RNA of Magallana angulata, 2279 nucleotides long. RefSeq lists its product as uncharacterized. Bases 781 to 1998 code for a protein of 405 amino acids. The record is from RefSeq and is a predicted model, not a curated record. The transcript has 4 exons. Lineage: Eukaryota; Metazoa; Mollusca; Bivalvia; Ostreida; Ostreidae.